Messenger RNA from Lymnaea stagnalis (great pond snail), 20876 nucleotides. The record is from the annotation of a GenBank genome assembly. NCBI's taxonomy places the organism in Eukaryota, Metazoa, Mollusca, Gastropoda, Lymnaeidae.
CUUUUUGUCAACAAAAAGUUAUGGUUGACGCCUUUGCAUUGUUUGCAUGCCAUUCGUUACUGUGACUGUGAAAGCAGCUACUUUAAGCUAUUGAAUUAGAAAUUCUCUUAUGAGUCAUAAUGACUAGAGUUCCUAAUUAAUAAUUAAAGGUAAUAAAGAAGAGACGUCUCCAGUAUAGUUCUAAAUAAUUUAAGUUUUUGAAGAAGUUGGCCCUAGCCUAAUAAUUUUACCUUAAACUUAAACCUACUACCUAAAAUUUAAAUUAAUGAUCAAUCCUGGCCACAAAUUGAUGCCGGUAAUUAUUGGUGAAGUUAAAAACUAACCUACUAAAUCUAAGACGAGUAGGCCAACUUCUUAGACAUAUACUGACAUAAUAUACCUCAUAGUGUGUUGUCAGCAAUACAACAUUUUGAACAUUGAUCUUAAACUUAAAAUCAGUUGAAAUAUUAAAUUAAUAAUUAAUUCAGCAAUUUGUAAAGACUAGUAAAGAGUUAGUUCAAGUUAGGGCUAUAUCGUCAAUCAUCAAUUGAUUUGGCUAAUGCAGAGAGAAUUGGUCCCAUUAUGGAUACAUUUAAUGUUCAGGUUAGGUUUAGGGAUACAUUAGUAUUAGGCUUAGGCUAAUCAUUAGGCAUGAUUAGGGUUCAGGGGCUAGGUUUAGUGACAGUGAAUUAUAAAAGUUCACGGGUCGUGGCAACAAAGAUGGCGGCCAUGUGAUACGUCAUGCCAUGGCACCAAGUGUCUGCAUUUACUGAAAAAAUUAAAUAUUUUGGUAAAUGCAAAGAGAAUGCGCCAUGACGUAUCACACGGCUGACAUCUUGGUUGCUAAAAUUAGGAAUAAAACGUUAUGAAUAGAAUGAAAAAAUGUCCCUAAAUUUAAAUUAAUGUAUCUCUAAACCUAACCUGAAUCUUAAAUCAAUAAAAAAUGUAUCCCUAAACCUAACCUGAACCCUAAAUUACUAAAUCUAUCCCUAAACCUAAAGAGUGAACCCAAAACAUGUAAAUGACAUCAUGGCAUAUUCUCUUUGCAUUGACCAAUAUUUUUAAAAUUCUCUUCUAGUUCUAGGGAAUGCGAUAACAAAAUGUAGGGCUAAGAAAUGCUAAGAUACUAACUUCUACUACUUAUGUAUUUAUCAAAAUCACUUCGUAAACUUGAGGAGAAACCCCAUCCUUAUGAUAAAAAACAAAGCUCUUCUUUUUUUCCUUCUUUUUUUUGAAUAGUUUUAUUUGCAUCAUUACCAAGGUUAUUAAUUCUAUCUUCAAAACUUAAAAGUUUUCCUAACCAUUCCCUGUAACAUAAUAUUACUAUAAUGUUAAGACUAAGACACCCCUAAACUAACAAUCCAGUAACAUUUUAAUUAAGACCAUUUGGGAAACUAAAUAUAUACAGGUAUAUUUGCAAAAAACCUCAAAUUUUUUUUAAAAAGUUAUAAUUGCCUUAAGGAUAAUGAGCAAAAUUAAGAGAUAUUGUGUUACAAUUUACAAAUCAUUUACACAGGGUCAGUCGGACAAAACUCAAAGGAUGUGAGCAAAAGGCUGCUCAUCUUAUGGAGCCCUUUGAUUUGACGUUUCAUCAGGUGACCUCAGAUGAUAGCCUCAGUGAUUCAUCAAGUUUUGAUUCAUUUAGCAAUGUGGUUAACUAUGAAACAAGUUUUGCUCAUUCUAACCAGUCUCUUCCACUAAACAACUACAAUAUUAAUACGGUUCAGUAUACCUGGAAAGGUAAUUAUUAGAGUGUUGCUUUGUAGUUGCUGAGAUAAAUUUUUACAUGUAUUGCAAGGAAGUUCGCGAAAUGAAACGCAAGUGCAUAGGAAACCGUUAUAUUUGAAAUUUGAUGAUCCUUUAGGUGUGUUAAAGGAAGGGAUGCGGUUGAAAUACCAAUUCAAAAGUGCAGUGGAUAGAUAUUAAGUAAUUGUAUAUACUUAUAUGGUGCUAGACAUACAUAAUAUGUGUAGGAUUGGCUUUUAAAUUUCUAUGAUUUAAUCUAUAUUUCCUAAAUGACAUUUUUAGAGUUAGUGUAGUGGCAUUAUAUUAUUUAAACAAUUUUUUUACCAAUUUUUAAAACUUCUUUAGUGAAAAGAAUUUGAUAAAUUUGUAAUUUUAUAACACAUUUAACUCUCAAAUAAAAAGAUAUUGGUUAAUUUGUAACAAAAUGCAUUUUCUCCCCAGACUAUACUUAUCCAACAACAACUGCAAUACAAACAGCCAACGGUGGAGUCCCCACAGGUCACAACAGUUACACAGCUCAACACCAACCUGUAUGGUGCAGCAGUGUGCAAGGUAGCCCGCCACAUCGGUCAUUUCUAGUACACCCGGACGACUCUUUAGGGGAGCCUAAAUAUUACUCUGACUUAUCUUCGAUACAAACAACAAAACAACAACUUCAAGUUCUCGCACAGGUUGGGUUUUUUUACAUUCUGUCAGAUUCUUGCUUAGUGAAAUAACAAUGGUGCCAGAAUAACCAAAACCUAAAUUUGGAGAGUUUUCACAGCAUUGCAUAUAUUUUAUGUUUGGCUUAACUUAUUUAGAAAAAAAAUCUUUGUUUCUAUAGAUUUCUUCAAACACCUCAGCUGUUACAAGAGAAGGCAAGCGCUGUCAGCGAUUUAUAGCUCGUACAGUUACAUCACCUUCGACUCCCAUCCCUCCCCCGCCAACAACCAUGUCUCGACAGUCAGACAGCCCAUCAAGCAUGAUAACCCAAGAACCUGGAAUCCCCAGUCAUGAACAAGGAGGUGAUGAGAAUAAUGGGCAGGAAGCUGAAGAUAACAGUUUUGAGACUGUAGCUGAAGCCCUUCGCCUACAAUGGUCUGUUAUAGGUAUGUGUAAUUGUAAAGCGCUUAGAGCUGUAAGGUAAGCGCUAUACAAAAAUGCCUAAAUAAUAAUAAUAAUGUGUAAAAUAUUUAUUUUGAAAAAAACUUCAUGUAAAAUAAUAUUUCCUAGAUUCCUAAUAAUCCUUAAGAAGACAUUAAAAUUAUAAGUUAUUGUUAAAUAAAUGUACUUGAUAUAGGAAAAGGAAAAAAACUUGUCAAAACUUUUUUAUUAUCACAUAAAGUUGGUGAAUUCUGAUAAAUUGUCCGAGCUUAAAUGUCUUGGAAAGACUACCACAUGCUUAUUUCCUUUAUGUUCUGCAUACAUAUUUAUGAUCACUUUGUUUGAAUGCACAGGAAACAAAUCACUGACACCUGUGUCUCCUGAAAUUGUGGCACAGAUAGUUGCCCAAGCUGAGCAGAAGAUGAAAGCUGGGGAGCUGAAUCCAUUUCCUUCAAAGCAUCAGCUGGCUGCAUCUCCCGUUUCAUUUGAUCUGGUAAUAUAUAUUUAUAAAUUAAAGGACUGCAUUCAAGAUAUUUUCAUUUCUACUGUUAGUUUAAGAAGGCUUUAUGCCGAAACCUCCUUUUCUUUUUGUCCUGUUCUCUAAUUCAAGCUUCCACAUACCUCGUUUUGCUAUUUAAUUCAUUUGAUAUAUAUUUAUUUAGUAGUCUGUUUGUUUAUCCAACGUUUUAUGUAAUUAAUUUUAAGGAGGAUCCACCCUGUCGGCAGAUCACCAUUUUUAAAUUUUAAGGAAGAAAAAGACAUGCUUCACUUGUUAGUAUUUUAGAAUAAAUAGGCUUCACUUGCAAUGAAAAAUACAUUAGUAUCUGUUUUGAUAGCAUGGAAAUCGUUAUUUAAAAGACAGUGUUAUGAUUUAAAUUUAUUCCUCAUUGAUAUGAAUUUAUACUAUCUUAAGUGAAUAAUAUGAGUAUCAUGGCAAAGAUCCAAUAAUUUUUUAUUGAGAUUGACAUGGAUAUCUAAUAAUUAACUUUAUGAUAUCAAAAUAGGAGGCCAACAGCAGCAACACAAAGACCAGUCCUUCAGAUUCUACAGCGCCAGCCAUUGCUUGUAUGCUGCACGAGACGCACACUGGGGACUGCCCAAGGGAACUGAAGCGGAUUAUUCCAACGGAGAUAACUACAGAAAAAACUCAAAGUGGCCCUUGGUUCGCUUCCAAAAACAAAAUACCAGAACCAGUUGUGCAUGAAACGAAUGGCAAGUACAGUCCUUCAUUCAGAGAUGUUAAGCCACCAGCUACAAUAAUGUCCUCCCAUCACGAUACCACCAGCAGAGAUGGAGUCUCUAAUGCACAGGUGGGACAGAAUGCUGUCAUUAAUAAACCAGCAGCUCCCCCACCUGUUGUGGCAUCUCCCAUCUCUAAGACUGACACCUCUGAUACCAUAAGUGAAGCCAGCUAUUCCAGUGAGUUGGAAAUGGAGAAAUAUCUACAGACACCAUUAAUAGCUGCUGGAAUCUCUGCCAACUACCAGCUUGAGUCUGAGGAGUUCCUUCGCUCACUCCCUCCAAUAAAACCCAUUAAUCUUGAGGCAUAUGCAACCCUACCGCUUCUACCGCCAAGGCCAGCAAAAAUCCCAGACAAAAAACAAAAAAGUUCCACAGUUACUGCAUCUUGGGACUUGACCAAAACCACAAGUGUUGAUAGAACCAAAGACAAUAAGGUGGAAACCUCACCCUCAAGCACAUCAGGAUCCACGGUUUCUUCACCAUUCCAGCCCUUGACACCGCUGUCUUCUUAUGACAGCUCACAGGGAAGUAGUUUGCAAUACUACUCCACACCUGACUCAAAACUUACAACACCCCAAAAGCUGUUUCCAGCUCACCACUCAGGGUUACCCUUGUCUCCAUUUUCUCCAUCAGAUCAAAACACUUUGUAUCACUCUGCCAUGUCUUCCGGGGACUCUCCUUCCAUGAGUUUAUUCAGCAAAAAACAGUUUGAUGAAGUUCUGAAAGAGAAGGCGAAGCUGCAGGGGCAGCUGGAGGUACUUGCUGAUGAAUCACAAAAUAUGUUAAAGGUCAGUAUGUAAUAUGUUGAUGCACUAAUUGCAAUAAUCCAAUAUAGUCCAUGAAUAAUGAAAUCUUCAGUAGAAUUUAUUUGUUGCAUUAUUAAUUUUGUUUCAGUUGAGAAUUUUAAUUAUGACGUUAAAAUAAUUGUUUACAUGGGUGGUUUAUUUUCUGAUGAUGUGUAAGUGAAAAUACCAACCGUGGUGUCUAAAAAUAAUUAAGCAUUGAAACUUAGUCAUAUCAGGCAUAGAAAGCCUACAUAAUGUUUAUAAUAUCUGAGAUGAAACCUUUCAUAAAAGCAAUCAUAAUUUCACUUUUUCAUCUUUAGUUUUUACCAUCUAUUUUUGAACAGAAAAAAAUGCAACAACUCUCAUCAGUCAUAUUUAUAAUCAUCUCUUUAGCAUCCCUUAAGAUGCCACAAUAUUUUUUAAUAUAAUUCUUAGACCCUUGUCACUUAUUUAUUUACUAAUCCACCAUCAGGAAAGGGCAGAGCUUCAAGCACAGCUGGCCUCACUGACUGGUAGGCUGUCGAAGCUUCAAGUGUCGGGGAGUGGCUCAGGGACAGAUAUCACUAUAAAAAAGGAAGUUGAGAACCUCAGGGAGUCGAGAAAACUGUUGGAGAGCACCCUUCUGGAUGCUAACAGGAUGCUGUCAGAGAAGGCUGAAGAAGUUAGAGCACUCCAAGACGAGCUACAAGUUGCCCAGGAUACUGCUACAAAAUUACAAGUAAACUGAUGACAUUUUAUGGAAGAUGUUUGAACAAAAUUUUAACUUGAUCAGAAACUCGUGUAAUUAAAAAUAUAUUUGGUAACCUUAUAUGUAAUUUAGUAAUAACCUAUAUUUUAAAAUUUUUCCAUUGGUAAUAAGUAUAAAAGAUAAUGCAGAAAAUAAAAAUUAAUUUAAUUUUAAUAUCAUUUGGACUGUCGGAAUCUGAUAACAUAUUAUAAAUCUAAACAUUUCCUUCGUGCCUGUCAAGUAAUUUUAUUUUAUUUUGUUGUUUCCUUCUGUAGGUGAGGUCUCAAGAAAUGAGGGAUGAUGUCAGAGCUAAAGAUAUGAACAUUCAGGCUUUAAAAAACAAGAUUGGUGAGCAGCAUCAUGGCUCAUAAUAUUUUGUCUUUAAUGACAUUUUCACUUAUGUGUGUCUCAUUUAAAGAUACUAAAUAUAUAAUUUUAAAUUGUUUUGCAUUGGAAACCACCCCAUUAGAUUGUGUUGGGGUGAAAACAGAUUAUGUUUACUAUACUGAUUUUCCUGUUGCUAUUGUUUGUCUCUAGAUUGUAAAGACAAAUAAUGUUGACCAAAAAAAAUAUCCUUCCUUCAGCUGAACUCUAUGUGGAGGUGCAAAUGAGCAUUCAGGCCAAGAUGGAAGCUGACACAGAGGCACGCACUAGCAGGAACGACCUCAUGUCACUUGUCAAGGCCAAAGAGUGGUACCAGGAACAGUUACAGGUGGCCCAUGAUGUCAGGUCCAAGCUACAAAGGGAGCUUACUAUUCUUCAGGUUGGUUUUAGUAUCACACGAUUUGGAUAAGGCCUCAAUACUGUACGGAGAGAGAAAGAUAGGGAGAGAAGGGGGGGGGGCAUAAUCUUGGUUCUGUAUCAGGGCAACUAAAACAUGGAUCUCUAGCUUCCUCAGCCACCGAUGCCAAGCAGUAGUGGUGGACGGUAGAAGCUCCUCCUUUGUCGAUGUGAAGUAAGGGGUCCCCCAGGGAUCAGUCCUGGGCCCCAGUUUGUUCCUAGCAUACAUUAAUGACCUACCCGAGAAACUGACAUCACAGACAAGACUGUUCGCUGAUGACACAGCAGUGUAUAGGACGAUCGCCAACAGAUCUGACCAGGACCAGCUACAACAGGAUCUCAAUCUGUUAGCUGAGUGGGAAAUGAGCUGGGACAUGGAAUUUCACCCUGCCAAGUGCCAGACACUAUGAGUACUAUCAGUCUCUAGAAGUUGUACUCCUCUACACUACCAAUACGAACUGCACGGCCAUAUACUUGAGCAAGUUUCCUCCGUAAAGUACCUGGGUGUUACCAUUCAAAGAGAGGUCCGCUGGGACAAGCAUAUUAACAAUGUAUCUAACCAAGCAAACAAGACCCUAGGGUUCUUAAGGCGAAAUCUAAAGAUUGGCAACUCCUGUGUGAAAGAAAGAGCAUAUAAAGCCUUUGUCCGUCCGAUUUUAGAUUAUGCAUCUUCAGUCUGGGACCCAUUUACCCAGAAGAGCAUUGACAGGUUGGAGGCGGUCCAGCGACGAGCAGCACGCUUGUCCUAAACCGCUACAGGAAGACCUCUAGUGUUGGCAGCAUGCUGGAAACACUAGGCUGGUCACCAUUGGAGAAACGAUGACGACAAUCCAGGCUCUCCAUGAUGUACAAGAUAAAUAAUGGGCUGGUCCACUGUUCCAGUAUUAAACAGAAACUCGUUCCUCCUCCCCAUAGACAGCGACAAGGCCAUGACAGGCAAUUCAGGCUCAUACCAGCAAGAAGCCAGUAUAGGAGCUGCUCAUUCCUGCCCAAGACAAUCAGGGACUGGAACAAUCUUUCAAAAGGAAUGGUUGAGGCAACAACACUAGACACAUUUGUGUCUAUUGCCUCAAGCCUUCAAACCCCUAGUGCAUGAUUCCCUCAAUUUUACACAAAGUGGCACUGGAAAUCAGUGAAAUUUCCUCAUCAACACCAGGAACAGAAACAUUGCUAAUCCCAUCUACAUGCAUAGGAGCCAAAAUGAUCAAUAAAUUGAUCGUGGGCCCUUAAGAUAUAGAAGAAGAAGAACUAUUUUUAAAUAAUAUCGAAUAAGUGGACAUUGAGCCCUAUCUUGUUGCCUUUGAUGCAUUCAUUUAUUUAUCUUUUUUACAAUGGUAUCCAUACAAUUGAUUCUUCCAUUUAAAUUUGGGUUUAAAUGAUGUAUAUCACAAAUAAUAAUUCUCUAGGUAUGCAUUUAUGUCUGUAAUGCUGUGUUCAAUAGGUGUGCAAAAUAAAAUCCCCAGUAGUUAGCACUAAUUGGGAUUUUUAUAAACUCCGUUACUUGAAUGCAUGUUUUGUCAAGUAACUUUCAUUCAUGCAUUGCCGCCACCAUUGUUGGGCAGGCUAUUGAUAAGAUUUCAUGAUUGGUUUCAUGCCCCCUUUACAUCACAACUUGUAGUUCUAUAUUAUGUCAUCUUACACUGCUUUUUUUUCUUCUUCUUGAUUUUAAGUAAGACAAAUAUCACUAUUAUUUAGUAAGAUAGUGGCACCAGCUGGAAUCCAAACAGAAAUACAUUCUUUGAUCACAGUCUCCGAUAUCUUUAAAAGCAUCAUCAAAAUAAAUAUAUGAUUUUUUUAGGGUCAGACAGUCACUCAUGGCACCAUUGUUGAAAGGUUGAAAACAGAAUCAGCCAGGUUGCGUCACCAGCUGGUUGAGACCCAGCAGAGGGCGCUCAGAGACAAGGAACUGUUAGCCCGACAUCUGGAGGGAAUACAAGCUGACAUGAUGGAAAGAGAGGCGGCUUUCCUGGAAAUUCAGAGGGAGAGGAAACUCUACGAGGACACCUUUAAUUAUCAGGUGUGCAUGAUGAAAAACUUUUAGAUGUCCCUAAUCUUUUUAUCAGGUUAAUAUUUUUUUUAACGCAAUAAACAAAUUUCCACUGAACCCCACAGUCUCCCGGCUGUGUCAUAUUUGGUGAGUUAAUUGAACCCCAUAGUCCUCCGGCUGUAUCAUAUAUGGUAAGUUAACUGAACCCCUCAGUCCCCCAGCUGUGUCAUAUAUGGUGAGUUAAUUGAACCCCAUAGUCCUCCGGCUGUAUCAUAUAUGGUAAGUUAACUGAACCCCAAAGUCCCCAGGCUGUGUCACAAAUGGUAAGUUAACUGAACCCCUCAAUCCCUAGGCUAUAUCACAAAUGGUUAGUUAAAAUUUAUUUCCUUUAUAUAAUCAUGUAUAACUUCAUUUAUGUUGUCAAAUCUAAAUUGUGAAUUUAAACAUUUUAAGAAAACAGAUUCAUGUGAAGUGUGAUUUCUGAGUUUAACAAUGUUAAAUGAACAUUUCUCAAUAAAAAAUUAGAUAUUUUGUUUAAAGUUUUCCAUUAAAAAAGUCAAUUUUUUUUACUUUUUUAAAAAUAGCAAAUAUUAAUUCAGUCAAUAGUAGCACAUUUUUGUUAAACUGAGAAGUGUUCUUAAAUGUCAAGGUCUCUCUCAGAUUGGACUUCCACACAAAUAUUAAUCUGGACUAUAUUUGGGGGGAGGGGGGAACUAGUUUUAAUCUUGUGUACUUAUUGUGAGUACUGAUAAUAUUUGAGUACUUGCAAUUUUUACAACAUUUUUGGUUAAAAAUGUACUUAUUUAUUUAUUUUUAAAGGAUACAAAAUGAGAUGCAUAUGCAUAGCUCUUAGAUUUUAACUGGAAAAAAUCUUUCAAUCAUUGGGGAUGUUACAUUAUCUUUGAAUAAAUUACCAGAUAUUAAAAUUUUCAUGUAAUAAAAAUCUAUGACUAAAUAUUAAUUAUAACUGAUUCCAGGUCACAACAGCCGAGGAGGAGAAGUCCAGGUUGACCAUGCUGCAGCAAGCAACUCAUGAUCUAGAAGCUCAGCUUGACAGAGCCCAUUCAGAGGCGAAGAAACGGCAUGAUCAGCUGCUGACUAUGGAGAAUGGCCAGAUGGAUGUCAUGAAGAGAUUGGCCGUAGCGGAGGAGACUCUGGGAGAAAAGGAGAGUGCUUUAGUGGAUAUGGAGCAGAAACUCAUUCAGGUUUUGUUUCUUUAUCACAUUUCAUGCCCUUAAUAAAUUUACUAUAGGACAAUUGCUUCCGCCAAUGUGUUCUGUUAUAAAUGCAUAUCUAAUGACUGUGUAAUGAAUGUGUCAGUUAUUUACAGAGUUCCCCAUUAUUUGCUAUUUCAUCCAUCCAGAUGGAGUCCCAGCUUCAGGCUGUCAUGUCUGAUCUCACUAAAAAAGACAAUGAAAUGCUCAGCCUUAAAGAAGAGAAAGCUUCUACAGAAAUUGCCCUCAAAUCAGCCCUGCAAGAGAAGGCAUCUGUUGACAGAGCAUUGGAAGUGCUGAAAGCAGAUAUGGGAAAGGUAAGGCAAGGAUUAAGACACAUUCACAUUCAGUCACUGAGGUUCUCAUCUCUAAAGACACAUUUAAAAAGAAAUAUCAUUUGUAGCUUUAUAGCCAACUAAAAUUUAAAUGGAAUAUUUGACUGUCUCAGUGUUAAUGGAGCAAAUCUUGACUUUACACUGUCAUACAAAACUGGUAUAAAUCUUCACCUUAUUUUUGUUAUAAAGGUGGAACAAAGCUUCAAGCAGAUGAAACAAGAGCUCAGUGUCAGAUUGACUGAGCUGCAGCAGGUCAAGGGAGAGAAGGACAGGCUUCUGGUCAGUUGUAUGUCUAUAAUUGAAUGUUCUUGAAGACAAGAUUAAGAAUGUAAAAAAGAAAGAAAAAAAGAUAUCUUUCACCAAGUCACUCCAAGCAGCUUUUUUUUUUUUUUUAAUUUUUUUAAAAAAAAUUUUUUUUCCUGUCAAAGUUUUUGCCGGUGUGCCGGUUUUUUUUUUAUUGAAUGUUCUUGAAGACAAGAUUAAGAAUGUAAAAAAGAAAGAAAAAAAGAUAUCUUUCACCAAGUCACUCCAAGCAGCUUUUUUUUUUUAAGUUGUUUAAAAAAAAUUAUUUAUCCUGUCAAAGUUUGUGCCGGUGUGCCGGUUUUUUUUUCAGUAGAAAUAGUAAUUCAUUAAAUUCAUUUGUCCCACAGCGAUCCCAUUUUCAUUUCAUCUUGUUAUCAAAACCAUAAAAUAUUGUUUUAAUAUGAUGUUCAUUUGUAUUACAAUCCAGCAGAAAACAGCUUGAUAAUUUUUAAUUAAAAAAAAAAUGUUUUUUAAAGUUAUAUUUUUAUAGUCAACCUACUGUCAAUGCCUUUAUACUUAAUAAAUAUGUUUACUCAUACUUCCAUUCUAUGUCACAGGAGGACCUGGAUCGGGCCCAACAUGAACUGGAGAUCAAGUCUCUGAGUGUGGAUGCCAUGACCAGGAACUUUGAUGGUCAGUCUGCAGCCCAGCAUAACUUGGAGGCUGUCAAGUCGAAUUUGGAGGAACAGCUCAAUGGACUGAGAUUAAAGGUCUGCAAUCUUAAAUUACUGAACUCUUGUUAAACCGUCAAUAUCAGUAACUGAAUGUAGAUGUCACUGUUGAACAUGAAGUCUAGAUGUUUACCUCUGGUGAGUUCCCAUGUAAACAGGUUUUCAUAAAGUAUUAUUUUCAUCUCAGGUGCAAAGCUUGGCGUUUGAGCUUGGAGAGAAGGAGGUGAUCAUUGCUGAAGAAACAGAGAAAGUGGUAACUGAUCCCUAGUAUUUUAUUUGCAUCCGUCCUUUAGAAAGCAAGCCUAUACUCUGUGAAAAUUUUUUUAUUCCACACAUCUUUGCAGUCAUUAAUUUAAAAGAUAUAUUUAGUUCAUUUUUUGUUACAGUGCUACACUUGUAUUAUAAUUGUUCAUAAGUUUUUUUUUUUUUUUUAAAUAUUAAAUUAAAAAAAAAAAAAAAAUAAAAAAAAAUAAAAAAAAAAAAUAAAAAGAAAGCUGAACAUUUCAGACCAAACUCUCGGUUAAAGUGGCCGAGCUGGAAGUCAAGCUUGAAGCUGCCAAAGAUAGUGUUCCUGUGGACAAGAUACGAAUCUAUGAAAAUGAGAUGGAAGAACUACGUCUCCGUAUUCGAGUGCUGGAAGAAACAGAGGUGGAGGAAGCUAAUCAAGUAGAGUCGGAGAGAGAAAAGCUGCACGCAGAGAUUGCAAGGCUGAAGGAAGAACUUCUGGACAGACAGAGGGCCUACACUGAAAACUUAGAUAUUUUGGAUCAAAGGUUAAAAGAGGUUGGUAGGGUCAAGACUAAGUUAAAUCAGUAGGGUAGGGUAGAUCUUAUCUUAAAUAAAACAUUAAAAGUAAUUUUUUUUUUUAAAACAUGUAUCUGGGCCAGCCAAUCUCCCCAAAAAACAUCAUCCAUAUAACAUUAAAGACAUUUUGUUGAGUAGCUGUGGCAGUCACAGUUCCCUAUUGAAUGUGUCUUUAUUUUGACACAUCUUAACUCUUAGUGACCGUAGGUCUAAUCCACGUUUUGACUGAGUAAUAUUGUUGUGAUAAAAUUUGACCCUAAGUGACCAAAGACAAUAUUUCAUAACUUUUCUAGUAAAAUUGCGAUAAAAAAAAAAUUCCUUGGACAUUUGAAAAAUGUAAACACUGGAAAAGGAUGUGGGAAUAUUGAUCUGGAGAAAAUACCAAAAUAUUUAUAUAAAAUCCCAAAAUUAAAGAGUCACUAUGAAACGCCACAUAGACUGGCUCAUGUCAAAACAUGACCGACGGAAAGCCAUUUAGACUGGAGUAUCGGACUUUAAGAAUUAAGUUGGACAUUUUUUUUUUUAAAACUUAAGAGCUAGUAGUAAUUUAAGAUGAGAUAGAAUUUUGGCUUGCGAUUUAGUCUGUAGGGUUAAGGAUUAGUGCUCAUCUCUUGUAAACUAAAUGCCUUUGUGCUAAACUUUUCAGCUGACCGCUGACAAGCAACAACUAGAGAUUGAACUGGGCAUUGCUCGCAGAUCUGAGGAGCUGACGCAGCUGGAGGAGAGGGAUAGUUAUACAGAGGAGAUUCAGGUACCAAGAUUCGGUCUUGCUUAAAAUUAGGAGUGAAAAGACAGGUUUUUUAAAAUUUUACCCUUAAAGCCAAGAGCUGCCGUUUCCAAGCUUAUUUAAUCUUUCACACUAAAACUUUUGUUUUUCUAAAUUUUGUCAAACCAAUCAAGUAUGAACAUUUUGUUUUAGGUUAGAUUUGAUGAAUAAAUUUAUUAUUUCUAUAAACCAGUUUUUAUAAAUGUAAAAAAAGUGCAACACACCUUUAAACUUGUCUCAUUGCAAGACACUGGUUGAAAACCUCUAACACCUCUGGCUUAGAGAGUUCUUAUUUAUAUCUAGAGCUGAAAGAAUGUUGAGAUAAGUAGGUGUGUUAUGUAGUGAGGUACAUGAGUCAUGGGUCCAGUGAUGAGAUUAUUAUUUAAUAUAAGUAAGUAAAAAUAGUCUUUGAUAUGCUAUUUCAUUGGAGAUGGCAAAUAUUUUGAAAACAAAAGAAAUAUUUCAAGUGAAAAUAUCGAAGUUAGUCAAGUAAAGUAUUUUCUAAAAACCCAUUGGCCAUAUUUUUAUAAACAUUUUUCCAUCACACUCUUGCCACCCUCAAAACUAAAUUACUUCAGGCCUUCAUUCCCAAGGUCACCUGCUGUAUUUUUCUUAACAGAGUCUGACCAAUGAGCUCAAGAGAGAACGAUCUGCAAAGACUGAGCUUGAAUAUAAGCUCCUGGCCACCCAAGCCAGCAAAGCUGCUGAAAUUGAGGCUCUGCAGCAGAAGCUUGCUUUUCAGACAGAGGCUCUGGAGGGUCUUCAGGCCAGAUACACAGCACUAGCAGACGUGGAGAUGACCAAUCAAAUGCUGGAGCUUGAACUGGAGAAAGAGAGAGGCAGAGUCAUGGGUGGGUUCCUGUUGUCACGAGAUGACAUAGUCCAUUUAGCAACCUGCUUAAUGGCAGUUGUGCUGUUUGUGUUUUCCAAGUACGAUGAUAUCACCUGAGCCAAAAAUAUAUAAGUAUGUGUCAGUUAAAUACAAUAAAAAAAGUAAGGAUAUAAGUACAUAUGAAUCUGAUAAAAUUUCAAACAAGAGGCUGGUAUUACUGAGUUGCAUACAAUUAAAAAACGAAAUACCAGUAUUAAUGAGUUUGAUACAAUAAAAUAAAACAGAAGCAAUCCAAGUUUUUUUUCAUCCACUGCUUUUUAAUUUCAAAGUUCUCAUAUUUGUUUAUGAAAAUUUCUUUUUAAAGAUUGUUAAAAUAUUUCUUUGUUUACUUUAAAAAUUUUAGGUGUAUUUCUUCAACCUUGAACAUUCUUGAAAAGUUUAAACUUUGCAUUAAAAAAAAUUGCUGUAUUUUAAAUGACCUUUUAUAAACUAUAUGAUCUACAAGAGGAAUUAUCAUUGUACCUAUUUCAUGUUAUUCCAUACAUAUAUAAAUGGAAAAAAAUUGGAUUAGUAUGUGGUAAAAAUAUUAAAAAACAAAAUAAUGAUUAAAGUGGAAGCUCCGGUAAAGACAAAACAAAGCAAUGGACGUUGUGGCUAAAAGAUUUCAUCAACAGACAAGAAAUAUAAAAUAAUAAAGCUAUAAAUAAAACAUAAAGGAAAAAAGGACACAAGGCCCCAGGCUGAGAACUUUACCUGUGGAAUAGAAAGUAUUCUGUCUAAUAGUAAAGCUUCACCCUACAUCCUUACAUUUGUCAAUGUACAAAGUCAUUCGUGCUUGAAAGAGCUAGUGAGAAUCUUAGUCAGAAUCAGUUGAAUGUUAAAAUUUGCAGACUUAACUUUGCAGGUCUGAACCAGAAGAAUGCAGAACUUAAAGAUCACACUCAUCAGCUGGAGGCAUCGCUGGCUCAGAGAGAGUCUGCCCUGGAGGACCUCAGGAGGUCAGUGGAAGAGUCCGCCAAGGAUUUGGAGAACAGGGACCAUAAGUUCUUGGACAGGAUAUCUGCACUGGAAAAGUCGGUGGAGAAAGAGGUUUCUGUGCAGGGAGAGCUACGGAAGCAGGCAAGAAGUGUUUUUAUAUGUAAUGCAGGAUGCCAUAGUUUUGUCACGCCCUUUUGGCUCAUCUCGGACGUUUGGGUAAAUCCAUUUGGCUUUAUUUAGGCCAGGUCCCAAAGCAUGGUCCUGCUUUAUGUAAGCUAGAUGUGUUUUGAAUAAUAGCUUAACUUUUAAUGAAUUAGUUUACAAGUUAAAAAUUAGCCAAAAAAUGUGAAGUAUCACGAUGCCACAGGGAAUUUGAAAACUAAAUUAGGGGUCUGAAACAUAUUUCUUUACAGCUGCCCUUUUUGAUUGUUCAAAUCUCUUAUAUCCCUUUACUAAUAAUUAUUUAUCAUUCAUGUGCUGUGUCUUCUUAUAUCAAAUCUAUGAAUGAACCUUUGUUGACCUGAUUGAGUGUGACCUGACUGAGUAUUAGUUGAUUGCGUGUUGGCUGAGCGAGUGUGAGCUAGCUGAUCGUUAGCAGAUUGAGUGUGACCUGACUGAGAACGACCUGACUGCGAGUGACCUGAUUGAGUGUGACCUUCUCAGUGUGAGCUGAUUGAAUGUGAGCUGAUUGAUUCAUUUUUGUAAUACAUACAUACGGGUGUAAUGUUUACAUUCUAUAAUACUUUCAUAUGUGUGUAAUGUUUACAUUCUAUGAUACUUUCAUAUGGGUGUAAUGUUUACAUUCUAUAAUACUUUCAUAUGGGUGUAAUGUUUACAUUCUAUAAUACUUUCAUAUGGGUGUAAUGUUUACAUUCUAUAAUACUUUCAUAUGGGUGUAAUGCUUACAUUCAAUGAUACAUACAGAUGGGUGUAAAGAUAAUGGAGAACAAACGGGUCAAAAAACAAAAUGAAAACAUCAAACUUGAGCUGGAGCAGCUGAGGCAAGAUUUAGCCACAAGUCAGCAGACCGCAGAACAAUCCAUCUCUGACGUGGAGGCGGCCAAUCGUUUGGCCCAGAGUCACUUGUCAGAUGCCAGGGAAAACUCCGCCCAAAUUAAGGCUCUGGAGGUGGAGCUGGAGAGAGUGAGGCGUGACUUGAGUGACAAUCUUGCUAGGCAGCCGCUCCUCCUAGAGCAGAUACAGGUCAGACUCUCAUAGAUGAAUAUAAUAAUUUUACCUUUUUGUUUAGUUUUAUUUUGGCUCAGUUUUAAUGUCAUAAAUUUUCUGCUGUUUUUGUACAGCAGAAAUAUAAUUAUUAGGACACAUAUCUACCAAAGUAGUUUUUUUUUCUUCUAAAUUUAUUUAAUAGAAUCCAUUUGUACCUAAUUAAUAAGAAAUUAAUAAAUAUAUGUUUUGGAAUAAAUUAGUACCAAAGUACUGAAGUCAUUUGUGGCUGACUAUGUGAUGUAAAGUAUACCUGGAUGUGUACUUUCAAUUAUGUAUUUAACAAUAUUUUACGUGUCCCUUAACCUUCUGAUGGGCGCGCUCUUUUCGCAACGAGACCGGGCACAGGGUAUCAAUUUGAUAUCGCUAAUGUGUGAUUGGUUAAAUUAGUUUAUUUUAUUGAAAUUUGUAAAAUUAUUUAAUUUUUAAAUAAUUUAACCAACCAACACUAUUAAAAUUCACCCCCAAUAAGUUUAAAAAAAAAAAAUUUCCUCUAUAACCUUGAGAUUCUCAAAAUCAAACAUUUUCCUACAACCUGCCAUGUUAGACAGCAGAAGUAACCAGAAUUAUAUUAGGGUCAUUAUAAAUAUCUUGUUUUGGCGCAAUGUAUCAAUAUGAUUUUUACUGUUUAAUAAUAAGAAAAUGUAUUGGUAUGUAUACUCAUAUGAAAAAAGUAACUUUCCAGAGCAAGAAAAUAAUACAAUAUUCAAUCUUCAAAAAAGUAACGUGCUAAUUCAUUCUGAACGCGUUUUCUACAAACUAAAUGGCCUUGGCCUAUAAAGGAAAGGAAAACAUUAAGCUAUUGAUAAGCAGAGCUUGGUGUCAUCUCUCAUUAACAUGUGCAAAGCAAAAACGGUUGGCUUAUAUUAAUCUGAUCAAGCGGGCCUGACUGAAGGUUAAAAAAUAAUGGCACCAGCUAAAUGAUUAUUUUUAACUUUUAUUUUUUUAAGUCAUACAUCUAAAGUCUAACAUUUUUUGCCUACAAAUUUUCACCAAUUGCAUUGGGGGUGGGACUGGCUUGAUUUUUAUUGAAGAGAUCUUAUGAUGGUUAACAGAGAAAAAUGCUUACCUUUUAAACUGGUAGUAAACAGACUCAGGAAUGAAACUAUAAAUAUUAUUAUAGAAUAAGAUAGCUGAAUCUGUUUUCUCUAUUGCCUACAUCAUUUUAUCAUUGUUUUCUCUAUUGCUACAUUUAAUUUUUUUCUUUAUUGCUACCAUCAUUAUUUUCCUUAUUGCUACCAUCAUUGUUUUCCUUAUUGCUGUCAUCAUUGUUUUCUCUAUUGCUACCAUCAUUGUUUUCCUUAUUGCCGUCAUCAGAGUCUAGAAUGGCAGUGUGCACAGAAAACCAGAGAAGUAGAGGCGGCAAGAGAGCAAAUCAAAAUGGCAGAGGAACGGGCGCAGGGGGAGAUAGAGGUGAUCAAAGCAUCUCUUCAGGUUAGUCUGUUGAAAUAUAUUGUCAUGUUCAUCCGUUGUUAUUGUAUUGUUACAAUAUGAUAUGUGGUCAUAUGAUCAUGUAUGGGGGCUGGAUGGCCCAAUGGUCUAAACUGAGCAUAUCUCAAGUUGAAGGUCUGGAGUUCAAUCUCCACCAAAGCAAAAACAUCCCCAGCACCCUGGGUGGAUUGGACUUGUUAACCAUGGAGAGCAACUCAUCUAAGAGAAGGAAUCUCUGGAGCUGUUGUAAUAUGUAGUCAUGCACUUCUUAUCAGUAAUAUCAAGCCUAAGAAGCAUAAGAAACAAAAGAAAGAAUAACCUUGUGGAAAAAAAAAGAUGUCCUCACCGCAUUAAUGGCUAAAAAUAUGCAUUUAGGAUAGGGUGACCAAAUGUCCCGUAAAAACGGUAUUGUCCCGUUUUUUCAUGAUCGUACCAGGUGUCCCGAAAAAGUCUCUCGGGACACUUAAAUUUCCCGUUUCUAAAACAAAAAACAUUUUCAAAUCACUAAAACCUCCUAAUUUAUAAUUUAUAACUUCAAGUAAUAUUUUGGCUUGCUGUGUAGCCAGGGCCAGUAGUGAUAUGGGCUUGCGUGAUGGCUGCACUGCUCCCUCCACCACUCUGCCGACGCUGAAAAAUUAUUGUUUUCGUUCAUGAUAUUCCUCAGAGAUUUAAUUAAAUUACAAAAGUGAAGGUAAAUUUAAAAAGAUUUCUAGGUUUCAAAAUAGUUAAAUUGAGCAUAUUUCAAUAAACAGUUUCCAGCGGAUGCCUCGAGAACCCUCUUUAGCUGGAGGGUAUCCCCCCCAAACCCUCCUUGGGUGUGUCCCGUUUUUUCCAGUUCAUGAUUUGGUCACCCUAAUUUAGGAUAAACUUUCAAACCAUGAUUUUUUGUUAACCCUCUUCUGAAUGGCUGAAGUAAUUACCUUUGCUUUUUUUACUAUUAAAAUUUUAGUCGACUAAUUUUAAAUAUGACCUGAACAGAUCAACUGCAACCAUUAAGUUCAUAUUUCAUCAAUCCUGGGUGCAAAGAUACAGAAAAUGAAGCUCCCAUGAUGUAAAUGAUGUUUAUUUAAAAUGUAAUAACUCAGCAGUAAAAAGACAUUAUCCACUUUACAUGAAAUAAUCUGGAAAAUAACAAUUAAUUAAUGUAUAUUUUGUUAACAUUAUAAUAUCUGAUUGAUAUUUUGGUCCAGAAAUGUAAAAAUUUAGCCACACCUUCCUAAAUAUUCUGCCCAACCUUCCUUAGUGGACACUCACUCUGCAAUAUCUUUGAUUGGUUUUGAAGUUCAUGAAAUUUGAUUAAGAAAUUUAAAACAAGCAUGAAGGAAAAUAAUUUUGUUAAUUGAAGUUCAUUAUUGUCAUUCUCAAAUGCAGGCCAAACAGUCAGAAAUCAACAACUUGCAAGCUGAACUCACACUACUGAGACAAGAUAAAACUCACCAGAGGUCACAGGUCAAUGAACUUAGGGGUGCCCUGAAAGCAUCAGUGCAACAUCAUAAGGUAUUUAUUGGACUGCUGAACUUGUUCCGGAACAUUUCUUCAUUUGUUUUUAAAGCAUGCAGGCAUGUUCUAUCUGCGAUAAAUUCUUAGGUCACGAUUGUUAACAGAUAAUAAAAUCACUACCUCCCACCAUAGUUAGACAUGACCGUGUAUUUUGUCAGGCCCGUUCUUAGGCUUACGCUGACUACGCAUCCGCGUAGGGCCCCGAACUUGAGGGGGCCCCUGUGAGGCACCCUCGAUCCCCCGUUUUUUUUUCCAACUGGCACUGCAGCCAUCUGUGUCACUCUUGUUACCUUCCUCAUCCUGAAAUUUAUCAUUCUGAGUUGAAUUCGGAGGCAGGGAAAGGGAAGCAGCAGGGGCGGAGCUUUGGGGGUGGCAGACAGGAAAUCGGCAGAAUGGAGGUGCUGCAGUGGUGGGUUGUGUUUUCUCCUCAGCUCAAGGGAUCUCUACCCCCUGACCCCCCCCCCUUCUGGGGCCCCCAAUCUACGCUCCAUGCUUAGGGGCCCCCAAACUCCUAAGAAUGGCUCUGAUAUUGCCAUAAUAAAAUAAAGUUUGAACUGCUGAGAAGGCUGUGCUGGAAAUUGAUGAUUGUGCUACAGCUGAGUUGAGUUCUUUAUUUCAGCUGACCAAACGGAUGAACGAAAAUGACAGGAGUGAUGUUGGGGUCCAGGCGAACAUUGAGCGAAAGAUUGUUAUUCCUCCGCUGCCGUUUGAUUUGGCCACAAUCGAACAACUCAUCCAGGACACAAAAGUAACCCCCCUUGACAGCAAGUAAGUCUUUUUUUGUCAGGUGUGUCAGAAAAUGAACUAACACAUAUGAUUUUGUCUGUAUUAUGGAAAUAAGAUUCUAAAAUUGUGGGCAAAUGGCCCAUGUAAUUAUUUGGUUUGUGUACUUUCUCUGUGUACUUUGUGUUCUUUAUCUGAGUACAUUAUAUGCGCACUUUAUCUAUAUACUUAAUCUGAGUAUUUUAUCUUUGUACUUUAUCUGUGCACUUUAUUUUUGCACCUUAUCUGUGUACUUAAGAGUUACCUUGUGUACUAUUUUUGUAUACUAUAUCUGUGUACUUUAUUUGUAUACUCUAUUUGUGUAAUUUAUCUGCUUACAUUAUAUGUGUGCUCUAUUUGUGUACUAUAAUUGUGUACUCUAUUUGUGUACUCUAAUUGUGUCCUCUAAUUGUGUACCUUCUGUUCCAGACCCUUGGAUCAGCUCUCAUCUUGUCUAUCAUCCCUGAGAGCAGAGAUCACUGGACUACAGAAACAAAUGGACCGUCACACAACAGCUGUACAUACAUCAAGUCAGUCAUGGAAGUGAGUUAUUUGACAUUAUUGAACUUGGAUGAAAGUCAUUAAAACUUUAAGUAUACAUUUUUCUGCGUUAAGAAUACAGUGAAGCCUGUAAAUUUUGCAUGAGACAGGAUUUGGGCUGCUUCCACGGGUUUUUGUUAAAAAAAUUACCCUCGCUGGUUGUGAGUUAGUACAUUUGUCAUAAACAGAGCUAUUUCAAGGUUUGGUUAUUCACAGGUUUCGCUGUCUUAUAUGUAGCAACUUUCUAUUGAGCAUUGACAAAAGUUGAAUUUUCAGAGUUUUUUGGAUAUUAGUUUAUUUCUAGAGCCUUCUUAAUGUUCAGUUACUGCAGCGCCACUUCUGCUCUUGAUUUCAACAUAUUCCUGCACCCCCAUCACAAUUUCAAAACAUAUUUCUCGCACGCCCUCGUGAUAAAAAUUGCUAAUAAAAAUGCAAAUAAACCUGAUUUUCUGGGUCUUCCCUAACCCCCUAACACUGCCUCCCUCACCCUCUAAAACUGCCUCCUGCAUCCCCUAACACUGCCUCCCGCACCCCCUAACACUGCCUCCCGCACCCCCUAACACUGCCGCCCACAAUCCCAGUUAAGAACCUCUUGAGUUGAUGCAUCUGAGCUACAAGAACAGCAUGUGGAAUAAAUGGGUCAUUUAUUUUUUUCAGGAGUGUUCAGAGUGAGGUGAAUGAUCUCAAUGAAGUCAUGAGGACCAUCGCUAACACAAUAAUAGCUGCCAAUAGCACACACACUAUACAGAUGAGCACAGCCGUUGACAGGGAGCAGGCUGACAUUCUGCAUAUAUGAACAGCUUUUUUUAUAUCACAACUCAUCAUGGUUGACUGGAAUAUUACAUGUAUGACAGCUGUCAUCCUUUCUUUAAAGAGAAAAGUCUUAUCUGUGAUAUAUAUAGUAGAUUUAUUUUUUACUAAAUACUAUUUCUCCAGUGGCAUAAUUGAGAAAGAAAGGGAGGCAGUUAACUUCCUUGCAGACACUACGGUGUUUAAUUCAUUUUAUUCAAAUUUAUAAUUGCCAGCGAAGAACUCUGUGAAUUAUAAUCAAUCCCAGGGGUGAAAUAACAAGUUAAAAUGUUGAAAUCAGCCAUUUAAUGUCAACCACAACAUGGUACAGAUGUAUCUUAAGGUUGUAACUGACAUGCAUAUGUUAUAGUUAAAUAGUUUUUGUGGGCCCCCCCCCC